AGAAUUCUUUCUACAGCAUUUUUUAUUUGCAUCGUUUACAAGAAAUCAAAAUAUGAUCCCCUUUCGGGUCGCAUCUCGCGAGAAAGCUAUUUCGCCAUUUGAUAAUCAAGUGCGAACACUGAAACGAUCGUCACGCAAGUACCGUAAAUUCGUACAUUAGACCAUGGUUUUGCUAGAUGUUUUGGCCAAUACUACCGUCUCAUUGGCUAUGUCAACAAACGCCAAGAUAAGGCUUUACCGUUCGGUGUGGUGAGAUCUCAGCAGGCCAACAAGCAGGACGGAACAUGUUUGUUGGUGGGGAGGUGCUUUGGUUACACUUUGCCGUUGGCUCCUAUGUUCAUUUUGUUGUUUUGAGUAAGCAAAAGUUUGAAACUCGACCGUCGACUCGUUAUCGGAACGUGCCGUACCCGCGGUACCACCAAUACGCUCCAACUGACCUACAAAAACCGGCGAAAUGUGCUGAUAAGCACAAUUCGUUUGCUUUCCACGCUUUGCGUUCUUGUAUGGUUUUUUUUUCUCCUUGCUUGUAGCGAAUGCACAGAACAACUUCCCUUCCGUGGCCCACCAGUAUACGUAGGUGGCCAGUGUGGAUGUGUUACAAUCCCCACCCCACGCAUUACUACGAUUUCAUGCUGCAAGUGACCGAGAGCGAACAAUUUCGUUCGUGUUGAUCCUCCCACUUCUCCAUCAGCGAGGAGGUAUGCACAGCGCGCGCAAUACAAUAUGAGCGGCCGAUUGAAAAUCGGGGCCAAAUACGGUGGACCAACCACCAAACCAGCUGCUCUGGACGGUAGCAGUUGAAUGGAUGCAAUAUAUGCUUGCUCUUGGGUUGUAACACCCCAUCCCCAUCGAGAGGCUUUCGUGUCGGUUGCGCCACACUCCGGAGGCGGAGGGAUCGAUGAGUUAUGGUACCCCACAGAUGGUACAACAUGCGAGUGCAGGCAGCACUAGUACUGCGCCUGUACCCCUGGCCAUUUACGGGGAACAGGCCGUUUGCUCACUGAACAAACAAUCACCUUUCGCUUUUGUCGUUGGCGAUAUCGAUCACUUCUCGGGGUUUCAGACCGGGGAAAAAAAUCUCUUAGUACGUGGGAAGAAACGGGAGAGAGGAACGGGUGCUUGUGGCACGAUCAUUUACGUAAUCUGCCUAAUUAUCACCUCAUUAUCUAGCGAGCGAGCACGGCCCGCUUUAUGUGCGAUUGCGAUUGAUUUAUGUCGCGCCGCUGCUGACCACUCUAACGACAUGCAGUUAAUUGAUGCUCUCCACCAGCAAAAGGGUGUGUAUAUGCGUCUGUUCCGUGUACGCAAGGAUGAGCCGUAGGGGAAGGCGUUUCCUUUUCCCGAUUGGCAUCCAUCAUCCGCCCGGGAAGUCGGUGCAGGAGAAUGGCGCAAUGGUGAACUAAAAUUACUACGUAAACGGCCGCCGUGCAUUUGACGUGCAAGCCGCUCGAGCUGAUCAUGCUCGAUGAAUACUAAUUAAUUGACGCGCGAUUCACGAGCACCGUUUUAUGAUGGUCUCUCGAUGCAAUGAAUACGCCCCAAAGGUACGCGUCAAUGAAAGUGUGUUUCUUGUUGCGAUUUGCGUCAUAAAAUCAUCCGCGUGAACGGGUGUCGAUUUGAGCGUUAUCGGAGUGUCGUCGUGCAUCCGUGCUAUGCCAUGUUCCUGGCCAUUUCACCGGCAAGGAACGGUUGCGCUACUAUCGCAUCUUGUCAUCGCCAUCGCGAGGAAUGUCUCAUGCCGUCACGGUUUCAUCAUCUUCGCUACGCAUCAGAAGGUGCGUGCAAGAGCGCAUGUAAAGGGCGUGUUGAUUCAAUCUCUGUCUCACCAGCAGGCGUCAACAACAAUCAACCAAAAGGGAUUCCAGGCCCUGUAACUUUGAACAAACACUUCGCCAUAUGAAGGCGUAAUGGCCCAGGGAUGACCGAGCAGCCGCCAUGCACUGGCAACGUGACAGCAAUGAGCGAGAUGUGCACCGCAACCGGGCCAGACAUGUGUUACCACUUGGACACUACUGGACAUUACACUACUGCUUACAUUUUGCGAUAAUUCCGAGAUGAUGACCCACCGUGAGGGCGUUAGAUUUCCUUGAACUUGCUUGCCUGCCUGCCUGCCUGCCUGUCUGACCGGUAUUGGUCGGUACCGGUUUAAAACCUGGUGGUAGAACGCGAAGCGCACGCUAAGUAGCUGUGGCUACACUUUCCUGCGCUGCAAAGCCUCAGUGAUCGCAACGAGAAAUCUCUGUUGUGCGUUCGCGUGUCGCGAUAAGUUUGUGCUCCUUCGACGUGAUCGAAGGAACCGAAUGGCCGAGUAUGGCGUGUGAAUAUGCCGAAUCAUGGAUCGAGCUAUCGUCGAACACUACGAGCCAGAGUACGAUCGGUGGGCUGGGAUCGGUGGGAUCAGUCGUGUACUCGGGCAACAGCAGCAACGCUGCUAUCCCCAGCGCUACCGCCACCACCAGCACUACCACUGUCGUCCCGAGCAGUAGCAGCGGCAGCCAGCUGCUGGUAAGCCUUACCCCGCCCGAACUGAAUGUCAGAAGCCCGGAACGGACAACGCCACUACCGUUCGCAUCGGUCGAAGAGUACAUAAGACUGCUACGGGAGGCUCAGCGCGAAUCGAAGGAAUCCAGCCGCGUGGCGUCGUUGACGAGCUCGCGUAAAAACUCUCCGCGCGGUAGCCCCAAAUCGCCACCGAACAGCCCAAACACCGAACUAGCGGCCACCGAGGAAGAUCUCAAAAAUGUCUACAUCAACUAUCUCAACAAGGAUGGUGAUAUAGUUAAGGAUACAGACUGGGUAUGGGACUGGAGUAGUCGGCCCGAUCAGCAACCACCAAAAGAGUGGAAAUUUGAACAUCCCAAAAAGACCGACCAAGAGGAGUGCACCAAAACCAGUCACGCUGGGUACUCGAUAAGGCAGGUUCGCGUAGGAAAAAACUCGCUGUUUUCGCGGGAGUUUCUCUACUCGAUCGUACUGACGAAUGUAUUAUCACUCUUGCUAGGAGCAGGAAUCGGAGCCUGGCUACAGAAAAGAGGACUGCUGCUGACUCGCAUCUCGAUUGAAUAGAGGAGAUGCUUGCGCAGUCGUCCGUCGUGUCGAAUCUACUGUCCACUUCAUCAAAUCAGAAACCACAACACACGGCGUAUGUCUUGUAUCGAUUUUGACUUUCGGCAUCGCCACCGCCACUCUAAAAUCGCUUUUAGAGAUUCUGACGGCUGCGAUUGGCUGGCCAUCGGCGGCCCGGUUGCGCCUAGAAAUACGCAGAAGUAGUAGGGCAUUUAUCUUCUUACAUACGAGAAAAAAAGUAACAAUACAAUAAACAAUUUUGAGUUUGUUUUUUAGCCAAGAGUGCAGAUGAAAGAUAAUAGGAUCUAUGAUCGUAGGUAAACGUCCGAGCAGGGCAUCGGGCGGGUAGUGGAGAAAUGAGGAAAGACUGUGCAAACAGUAGCUGAAGUGAGAGAAAAUGUGUGAUCGAACCAAAAUAGUGACAAGAACUUAUCAAAGAAAGUUACGAAAACUUAUUGCAAGAUUGUUCACAAUCACGAGCCCUUCAGAGGGGUUUGGUAGAAUGGUAACCGGGGGGUCCGCAGUAAACACAGAUCACAAGCACAGAGCACAUUCGAAAUGCGGUUUCGUGAUCUGUUGUUCCCCGGCCCUUUUGGAACAAUCUUGAGCCAAUGCUAGUGAUGAAGUGCGUCAAAAGGAGAAGGGAAUCAUUCUGAAAUGGACUGGGCAUCAAUUUUCGCAAAACACAUUAGAGGGAACAGUGAAAAGAUUUCGUGUGAUUUCUUUCCUAUCGAACGGGAUGGGAAGUUUGUAACCGAUCAGGGAGAGAACAUUAGUAGAGAGCGAGAAACUGAGCAGAUUUAUUCCAUUUUUCUAUAAACAAAAAAAACACAACACGUAUCCGUUUUAAAACUAUGUACGUAAGGGGUGAGAUUAAGGAAAAUUUACAAGAAAAUGAAAAGAAACGAGCAGAAUGAGAGAAGGCUAGGUCGAGGAAUGCUUCACGAUGAGAUGAGAUUAUUAGUGCGAGAGCAAAUGUGUUUGGUGUAGUGUUAAUUGUUAUUUCUGUUCUGUGCGCUUAGUAAUUUUGUUAACUUACUAGCUUUUUUUCACUACUCUCACCCGCCGCUGUAUUUUCGUGCCGCGCGGUUUUCCGUUUCCGGAGCAUAAAUUUUUCCAUAAAAUCGGUCCCAUAAAUUAUGGCAAACUAAGUCUGCUCGAUUUUCUCGAUUCUGCUCGAGCGGUACGCGUGGCCUCGUGGUUUGAUCCGCUUUUAAGCCUUUGUUUUUGGAAAAGGGCUGCUGAAAUGAAAAUUUCUGGGAAAAAUAUCAUGAAAUUUCCAUGGUAUUGCGUUUCGCUUCCAAAAGCAUCAUGUAUCCAGUGCAACUCGCACCGCAUGGGGUUUCACAAACCCAACAAACUAUUCCCUUAUUUGUCGCGCUUUGCUUCUCGUUUAUUUUUUAAUGCACCGUUUUAAAUAUUUAAUUUCUAUUUAAUUUAAUUCCUUGAAUUUAACAUUUUUACUUCUAACCUGCGUACACUGCUGCACUUUGAAUCCGUGAAUGUGUGGCGAUUGUCUUUUGUCACAGAAAGCAUUAUCCAACAGUAAAGAGGAGGAGUUGUUUGUGUCUCUCGUUCGUGAAAAAUCGGAAAGCCAUUUUGUAGUAAUCGUGUCGACAUUUUGUGUCGUAAAGAAGAGAAGGAAGGGAAAUGUGUGAAGCAAAUGAGUAAGAAAAGUGUUAGGCUACAUUAAUUGGUAUCUUCAAUUCCAAGACCAUUACUUUGUAUUAUUCCUUAAGCAUUAUAUACACAUCUACCGAAAUAAAAGUAAAUGAAAAUAGAGUACUUUGCAA
This is a messenger RNA of Anopheles darlingi, 4859 nucleotides long. RefSeq names its product BCL2/adenovirus E1B 19 kDa protein-interacting protein 3 (gene BNIP3). Gene Ontology annotation, biological process: mitochondrial outer membrane permeabilization; positive regulation of apoptotic process. The coding region runs from base 2311 to 3066 and encodes 251 amino acids. The record is from RefSeq and is a predicted model, not a curated record. The transcript is spliced from 5 exons. Lineage: Eukaryota; Metazoa; Arthropoda; Insecta; Diptera; Culicidae. Gene Ontology annotation, cellular component: mitochondrial envelope; mitochondrial outer membrane; nucleus.